Messenger RNA from Diatraea saccharalis (sugarcane borer), 3321 nucleotides. NCBI's taxonomy places the organism in Eukaryota, Metazoa, Arthropoda, Insecta, Lepidoptera, Crambidae. The record is from the annotation of a GenBank genome assembly.
AGUUUGGUUUCGAACAUCGACGGAAGUAGUCGUCGUCGACUGCUGAGUGUCAUCACGCGUUCCGUAUAGUGUUAUUGCGAGUGUCUGAACAUGAGUGGGUUACUUUUCUUCAAGCUAUUGUUGGAAUAUUAACAGAUACAAGUGAUUGUGAUACCAGUGAAAAUGCAAGUAACUUAAGUGAUUAAGUGCUAAGUGACCAUAAUGGAGAUCGCUAAUUUAGUGCUGACACUUACGUGUGUCAUCUCUUUUACCUGCACGCAUGCUAAAAUAGGAUACUUCUGGCACAUCACGGAUUUCCAUUACGAUCCACUCUACACAUCACAAGGCGAUACUAGAAGACAUUGUCGCAGAGCUGACGAAAGAGGCAGUUCAGGCCAUCACAGGGCACUAGGCCGCUACGGUGACUACUCGUGUGAUAGUUCUCUAGAGCUGAUCGAAUCAGCCGCGCGGUACAUGCGUACACGUCACUCGGAGAACGUGGAAUUCGUAUUGUGGACUGGGGACAUCACUGCCGCUCAUUUCUCUGGUAGCAAGGACGAGAAUUACCAGGCGAUCAGAAAUAUGACAGAACUAUUAAGUAGAACAUUUAGUUCGCACUUCGUGUUUCCAGUACUCGGUCAUUUGGACCCUGCGCCGUCCGCCAGUCUCACUAAUUUAUGGAUGCACUGGCUCCCUUUAGAAGCUUUGCAGACUUUUCAGAAUGGUGGUUAUUAUACGAUAGAGCAGUCACAUAGUAAGUUAAGAAUAGUUGCACUUAACACUAACUUGUUUAGUGCACGUGAAUCUAAUAGCGCCCAAGCGACGCACCAGUGGGAAUGGCUGGAUUCAGUUUUAGAUAAAGCUACUGAUAACAAAGAAAUGGUGUAUAUAGUAGGUCAUGCUGCGCCAGGGUCUGACUCGCGUCACUCCUACGACGUGUCAUCAGACGCAAACGCAAGAUAUCUCCGGACGGUUCGGAGAUACGCGCGCAUAAUCGCUGGACAAUUCUUUGGACAUCUGCACGCGGACACAUUUCGCGUCAUUUAUGACAACGACCGACCAGUAUCAUGGGCGUUACUAGCUCCAUCUGUGAGUCCUCACCGUGACCCAGUGGGGUCAUCUAACCCUGGCUUAAGGCUCUAUAAGUUCGACACUAAUACUGGAAAGGUGCUGGAUUACACUCAGUACUAUCUUGACCUUGCCACGGCGAACAGGAACGCAGGUGGAGCGGAGUGGACGGCUGAGUAUAACCUCACACAGUAUUACGGCUUGCAUGAAAUUUCAGCAAGUUCACUCCACAAUCUAGCAGAUAAGCUUCGAAUAGGAACUCCUCAAGAGACUACGGUGUUUUACAAAUACCUCAGAGCCUACAGCGUGAGACAUGACAGUUCAGAAAACUGUGACGGUGCUUGCGCGCAUCAACACUUCUGUGCUAUAACGUGCCUCGAGCAUCUCGCGUAUCGACAAUGUGUUGAGGCGGCAGCGAGCGCACUCGCUGCAGCGGGUGACACUGCUCCCUUAGUUACUUCAUCUUUCUUUAAACUUACAGUUUUAGUAACAUUUGUACUUUUGUUAAUUUAACUAUAGCUAAUUUACUUUUAUUGAACUGGAAGAAGACUUCACUUACCAUUGUAAUUAUAGCUAAAUUUUCAUACACGGUUAACAGCAUGUACAAACAUGUAUUAAGGUUUAAUGACGAUUUUAAGCUCUAAUGAAUGUUCUUAUUUUGAAAAUUUGUAUUGAUAACGUCGCUUCAAACUAAUGACAAUUUUAAUAGACGAUUGUGCAACUGGGUGUAUGCAUAUUAAGAAUGUGCUGAUUAAUUAUAGCCAUUUAUAGUGAUACCUCAGUUUAACUAAAGUAUUUAAAUUUAGAACAUUAAUUUGAUUUUAAACUUUGUACUCUAGAAAAUAAAAAGUUUAGUCUUGAAAUAACAUAUGUUUUUAGACGUACUGAUUUUUAAUUUAAAAGAACAAUACGGUGGAGGAUAACUUUUACCGGGAUUAUUAAUCUAGAAAAUCGUCGAAGUUGUAUAAAUUGUGUAUAAUAUUCAAUCGAUUUUUAUAUUUAUCUAGUGCGACUAGAAAACUAUUUUUAGAAUAAAAAAAUUGUGCUUCAACUAAUUUAACAUAAUGUUUAAGAAAAUGUUUAGCUCUAAAGGCAUUUGUGAUAUUGCUAGCGACCUACUUGAGGUGCAUGUUACAUUUUAGCUUACCCAGUUGUAAAUAAAUUAUUUAUACAAAAGUAGUUAAAUUUUACAAUUUCUUUAGACAAACAAAGUAAUAGAUUCCGUUGCACACUUUCUAAAUAUUAAUUCAGUAGAGACACCUGAAAAACCAUUUUUAAUCAUUUUAGACAAUGAAAUCUGGUUUCAAUGAUUUCGUUCAUACCACGUUUUAGGUUAAAAUGGAUGGGUGAAUUCAAUAUUUCUGGAAAAGUUUUAUCUAAAUAUUAUUCAUUCAAAUUGUAACUGAAAUAUCUUAAACUGACGCUUAUUAAAAUAAUGUUCAGUCUGCUUUCCAAUUACUUUUAUCCGAAAUGAACAACAAUACAAUAGAAGUAUAUGUAACAAUGUAAAUUACAUAUACUUCUAUUGUAACAUGUAAAUUGAACUAAAUUGUACAUUUUGCACUUAAUUUACUUAAGUUGUAUUGGUUUUAAAAUGAUAUUAAACUAAGGUCGAAUUUUUAAACUAAAUUCUAAAGAUUUGUUUCUUAUUAUUAUUUCUUUUCCAACGCUAAAUUAAACCAGUACCUACUAAAAAUUAAGAUUUAAAAGUAUGUAACAGAAUUGAGGCCAAAGUUUAGUGUAUUAUUUUUAAAUUAAAUAUCCAUUUCAAAGUUUGUUAGAAAAUUAUUUGCCUAUAAUUUCAAUGAAUUAAAUCAGAAUCUAGAAUGAUCUUAAUUGAAAUCUAUAGUGACUAAAGGGUUAUAAUUAAUAGAGUGAAUGUAAAUAGUAAACAAUGUAUUGUUAAUUAAGUUUCAAAUUGUAAACGAGGAACAAUUAGUGAUUAAGCAAAUAAAUGCUGUCUGUUUUUUUUUUUGGAAAUCAACAGAAAUAACUAUUUCUGGGUAUAGAACCAAAAAAAAAAAAUUUCAGGCUGAUCUCGUUUGUAAUUAUCGGUCACUUGCACAAACGUCCAUUACGGUUUAAUGACUCCUUCAAGCUCUAUUGAAUGUCAUAUUUGUAUGGAUAAUGUCAUUUUAAACUAAAGAAAAUUUUAAUAGUCGUUUGUGCAACUGGCUGUAAGUGUCAUAAAUUAUAUAUUACGUUUUAAUAGCAUUAUGAAUGUAUCUGUAUAAAAUGGAUGUUUCAAUUCAUUUUAAAUAAAGAAUUGUAUUU